Blepharisma stoltei is the source of this 8401-nucleotide messenger RNA. The record is from the annotation of a GenBank genome assembly. Lineage: Eukaryota; Ciliophora; Heterotrichea; Heterotrichida; Blepharismidae.
AUGGCAGAUCGACCAAGGCGUGCUCAAAAAGCCCGCAAUGAAACCUCCAAGUCAAAAUCGCAACCAAAAGCUCCAAAAAUCCUAUACCAAAAAGAUGAAGGGCUAGCAAUUAAAGCAAAUAAUUCAUUCAGGUUCUGCAUCGCUCUAGAAGAUGUAUUAGCCAAAAACCAAUCAUUUCUGGCACUUACACUAAAAGAGGCGGGUCAAGAAAAUAAAUACCAGAAGCUUAAGGAAGAAAGAAUUCCUAUAGGUGACGUUAUAAUGGAGGCUGUGCUCAAAAAAGACGGGAAAUUUUUCAAGAUAACCAAAAAGCAGCUGCAAGACGUCAAAAAUACAUUUAAAACAAAAUAUAAGCAGCUCACAAUUGAUGGCAAAGAAGAUGAGUCAGAAGAAGAAGAGCAAGAAGAAAUUAAACAGCCUGUGAAGAAAAUAGCUAAAAAAUCAGCAUCGCCAAAGCCAAAAGAAGAAAAGAAAAAUGAAAAAGCUUCACCUGUUAAGAAAAAAGUAGAGCCAGCAGCAAAUGCAAGACUUACCAGAUCAAAAUCAAUAGAAGAGUCUCAAAAAACCAAAGUAGCAAAAAAGAAAUCUCCAGAGAAAAUUGUAAAGAAUGAGUUAAGUUAUGAAGAAGAAAGCGAGGAAGAGAGCGAAGAAGAAAAGCCAGCAGCAAAAACUCAAAAACCAAGAAGGGCAGAUCCGAUGGAUGAAGACUUCAGUGAAGAAGACGUCAAACCUAAAAAAAGAACUGCUGCAAAAUCUCAAAAAGCAGCAAAGCCUAUAAAAAAGGCUAAAAACCCAAAACUCCCCACAACCUACAAAAAAGGCAAAUACAAUCCAGCAGUCCAAGUCCUUGACUUUACCAAGCACAUGCUAGAUCCUUCAAACGAUCCAUUUUUCGACGUAUCCGUCCUAAUGAACAACAAAAAUCUCCACAGGGCUUGUGCAACCAACAACAAAGCUUUAUUUAAAAAACUUUUAAACUCAAAAGAAAAAAUUAGUUCAAUUCUAGCUCCAUGAAGUGCCGACUGCCGAGUCACUGGUUUAGAGCUUGCAAUUAUGAAUAAUAAUGAUCAAUUCGUAAAAGAAAUAGUCAAAGAAGUAAUAACCCCCACAAUAAAGCGCGCCCAUCCUCCUCAAGUUGGGAUAACCCAAGUAGGCACUGGAAGUGUAAGCAUUGAAGCCUAUGGGGUUAUGACGGUUCCUUCACACGAGGUCUACUCCAUAAAGACUAUUUUUUUUUUGCCUAUUUUUUUUUGGCCUAAUUUUUUUUUGGCCUAUUUUUUUUUUGGCCUAUUUUUUUUUGGCCUAUAGAAGUUUCCUAUGUUUGGUGCUGUAAGGCUGAUAAAUUCUGAUCGGAAUUUAUCGGUUGGUUGCACCAAAUCAAUGCCUUGGUCGGACCAAAAAGCGAUUUGGUCCGACGAACUUGGAAAGCUCCUGGGAAAAUGUCUGCGCUUUCAGCGCUAUAUAGAGGAAACCUCUAUAUUUCAUAACGACUAUUUUUUUUGGCCUAUGUUUUUUUGGCCUAUUUUUUUUUGGCCUAUUUUGUUUUGACCUAUUUUUUUGGACUUUUUUUUUGACUUUUUUUUGGCCAUUUUUUAGCUAUUUUUUACUAAUAUUUGGGCCUAAUUUCAUACUAAUGAUUUUAAUAUGACUUUUAAUGUAUUUUAAACGAUUUUAUUAACAUAAAAUACACCUUUAACAGAUCUCUUACUUCAAUAAUGCUAAUUCAUUGCUUUUUAAAUUUCGAGAAAUUUUAAAUUUAAUUAGGAUUUUUCCACUUAAUUUACUCAAUAUUAAUCGUGUAAGGAAAUACAUCCGUUACCCAAUAAUUAUUUAGUUCUCUCAGCAGCUUCAUGAAUUAUCCUCGACAGAAAAAAUAGAGACCCUAAAAAAAAUAGGCAAAAAUAAAUAGGCCAAAAAAAAAUAGGCCAAAAAAAAAAAUAGGCCAAAAAAAAAUAGGCUAAAAAAAAAUAGGCCAAAAAAAAAUAGGCAAAAAAAAUUAGGCCAAAAAAAAAUAGGCCCAAAAAAAAAUAGGCCAAAAAAAAAUAGGCCAAAAAAAAAAUAGGGCAAAAAAAAAUAGUCGUUAUGGAGUAGACCUCGUGUGAAGACACGGGUUAUGACAAGAAAAGUUCAGAUGUCUCGAGGGGGAAGAGAAGGAAAUAAUGCAUUUCUUGGGGAUAUCCCACAGAAUGAUCAUAUAAAUCAACUUGUUUACGAUGUGAAGUGGCUAGAAAGGCUAUAUUUAAGUAACUGCUCAGAAAAUAUCCUGAACUUAUUGAGAACGAUGAUUCCUAACUUUGAAAAUACUAUAUGUGGUACUGUUGGUGAAUGCGUGCGAGCCGGCAAUAUAGCACUUUCUUCGUACUUAAUGGCCCUUGCAAUAAAAAAUGGUGGAUAUGGCUUUAACAUGCUCCAUGAAGAAGUUUUUAAAGAUGGCCCACUGUCUCCAUUCAAAAAGGUUUCCAUCACCAAAAAGCCAAUAAUGAAUUACUUAGUUGCUCCACUCCAUUGUGCAUGCAUAAAUCCUGACUCCACCCACCUUAAAGAGUUGAUCUCACAAUGUGAUGACAUUAAUUACCCAGACAUGGAAGGCAGAAAAUCCAUCCAUUACGCAGCAGCUUGUACCUCUGCAGAGCCUCUCAAAGUUUUGCUUGAUCAUGGAAUGAACCCAAAUGAUAUGAGUCGAGAUAAAAUGACUCCUUUAAUGGUAGCUGCUAAACUAAAUAGAGUGGAAAAUGCUGAAAUUCUGCUUGGAAAAGGAGUAAAUGCUAAUAUUAAGGAUAAAAAAGGAUAUGCUGCUUUACACUAUGCAGCAGAAUAUGGAUGCAUUGAGAUGAUAAAAUGUUUACUUGAGCAUGGAGCCACUGUAGAUCAGCCUGGCCCUGACAGAAAGACCCCAAUGAUGCUAGCAUCAGUCCAGGGACAUUUUGAGUGUGUUCAAGUACUCAUUGAUAACAAAGCUAAAGUUCUUAAAAGAGAUAAAUGCAGAAGAACUGCAUUAACCCUAGCAGUGAAAAACGGCCAAGCAAAGGUUGUUAGCCUUUUAUUACAAAACGGCUCUGAUUUUAAUGACCCAGACUCGUCUAAAAAUUAUCCAAUUCACUAUGCCGCUGCUUAUGGCUGGAUAGAGUGCAUUGAUUUAUUAAUCCAAGCUGGAGCUGACAUCAAUGCAGUUAAUGACUGAAAGCUGCAGCCUCUAUUAGUAGCAAUGCUAAUGGGGCAAACUGGCUGUGUUGACAGACUUUUAAAAGAGCCAAACUGUGAUGUAAACUGUAAAGAUGAAGAAGGAAGAACCCUGCUUUCUCAAGCCAUAGAAAUGCUUUCUAUAGAAACUUUAUCUCAGAUCAAGUUUUUAUUAAAAGAAAAAGGAGCUGACCCCAAUAUUGCUGAUCGAAAUGGUAUGACUGCUUUACAUUAUUUGUGCAGAAAAGGAAAGCCUGUUUGCCAGAUUCCUAAUUUGACUCCUUAUGAAAUAAAAGACUGGGAAGAUCAAGCUUCAGACUUCCAACAUGAAGCCCUUGAGCUGCUUAUUGAGUUUGGCGCUGACGUGAAUUUAAAAUGCAAAAGCGAAAACACUCCUUUACUAUAUGCCCUGCAAGCAAAAAAUAUCAGAAUCUUCCAAGCAUUGAUACAUAAAGAAGCAGAUUUAGCUAUUACUAGCAAAAACGGAGGAGGAAUUUUCCAUAAAUUAGCCUGCUUGGAUACAGAUUUUCUGGGAAUGUAUCAUCAGUUGCUAAAUAUGCCCAGAGUUGUAAGUGCUGCGAUUGAUAUUGUUGACGAUAAUGGUUUUACCCCAUUUUUAAAGCUUAUUGAUGAAUUUGCUUCAAAUCAUUCAACUGCUUGGCAAAAGAUAUAUGACUUAGAAAGAAAAAUAAUGACGAAUGAGCUGGAAGAGCAAAAGAAAAUAGCAAAAGGCGAAAUGCUGGUGGAAACAGCUUCACCAAGUAGACCUGCAGUGCAUGGGAAAAUAAGUGGAAAAGGACCUUCUAAGACUAUUAAGCAGCCUGUUCCUGAAUCAUCAGAAGAAGAUGAGGAUGUGGAUUUUAGUGAUAAAGUUGUGCAUGGAAAAAUAACUUCAAAAAGGCCGGCGAAGAGUAUUAAGAAUGCAACAUUUAUUAAUAAUGAAGACUUUUCUCAAGGCCUUGCAAUGCUCUCAGAGGGGCAGCUAAAUCAAACUCAGUUUUCUCAAGUCCCUGCAAUGGCUAUAGGGGGACAAUUUAAUUUAGUUCAGACUCCUACAGACCCUGCUAUGGGUUUUCAAUCAAAUCAAGCUCAGCCUACGCUUUUCUUCCAAAAUUUUAACUCUGAGGCUAUAAAUUUAAAUUACCAAGAACUUGAAAGAAGGUCCAAAGAAAAAUUCGCAGAGCUAGUAGAGAUAAUAAGAGGAGUCCUUGUCGAUCUUAUAAACCACGGAGCUAACCCAGCUGCUACAGUUGAAAAAUUGCUAAAAUACAAAGAAAAUCCUGACCUUAUUUAUCAAGAAGAAAAAGAAAGCCAGAUUCAAGAUGCUGGUGGCGUAUAUAAUAGGUAUGGGCAAUCAGAACAAAGGAAAUUUUUUAUUACUGAUAUUGAUGGUACAAAGAAAUAUAAAGAGUACGGAGACAAAGGCCAGCAAAAUGCUCUUCACCUUAUAGCGAUGAAGCCUGAAAAGCCACUUCUAGACUUUCUGCUAUCUCUGCCUAUCCCUAUUAAUCAAAGAGAUUUUUAUGGUGAUACUCCGCUUAUUCUAUUUGUGAAAGCAGUCCAACACGUAAGUGCUAUUAAAACUUUGAUAGACCACAAUGCAGACCCAAAUAUAUAUAACUGCGAAAAUGAAGGCCCUCUAUUAAAAGCAAUUCAGCAUAAUUUGCUAGAUAUAAUAGAUCUGCUUAUUAAGAAUCGGGCUAUGAUAGAAGUCACCUCAAAACUUGGGAAAACUCCACUGACGUUAGCAGUAGAAAUGAAAAAUGUAAAAAUCGCUAGAAAAUUAUGUGAGGCAGGGGCCAGUGUGAAUUUUAAAGACCCAAAAGGCCGCACAGCUCUCCAUAUUGCUAUUAAUUCUGCAGAAGCUACCUCAGACGCAUCAUUCGACAUGGAGUCUCUUUUGCUCCACUUUGGAGCUAACAUAAAUGCAGUGGACAACCGAGGAAGAUGCCCAUUGCACUAUGCUUUUGUAAAAAUUGGGAGACCAUUUGAUAAAUCCCAGAUAGAUCCUAUUGAAACUGUAAGCUCAGCUUGCUCAAGAUCAGACAUCAACGUAAAUAUCCAAGACCAGUGGAAAAAGACACCACUCCAUUAUGCUGCACAAAGGGGAGCACUGACAUCAACCAUGUUUAUGCUAGCAAAAGGAGCGAAAAUUGAUACAGAAGAUGAAGAUGGAAACACCUCUUUAGGAAUUUCUAUUAAAUUUGGCCAUGCAAACUAUGCAAUUAUGCUUAUACAAAAAGACGCAAAUGUGAAUAAGCUGCUAAUAAUUAAGCCAGCAGAAGAAAAAAAUGAAGAAGAAGUAGAAGAAAACAGGCUCGGGCUUUUUGGAGGAGCAAGAACCAAACAAACAGCGCGAUCAGGUAUGUUUGGAGGAAUGUCAAGGGCACGACCUACAAAGCCAUCCACAAACUCCUCACUACCACAAGGCACUUAUUCCAUGUUUCGAGCUGCUAUAAUACAAGGUUGGCAAGGUGCUGCUUAUUUAAUGCUAUACAAUGGCUAUCCUUAUAUGCUAGCAAUGCAAGACGCGAUGAACGAAAUGAAAUUUAAACUAGUCAAAACUCUGCUUGCCAAGGUUGGGGACGACAAAAAGCUACAGGAAAUAAAUGAGGAUGGGCAAAAUCUUUUCCAUACAUUAGCCAUCAAAGGAUCUGCAGCUGACCAAGAAAUCACACAAAUUAUAUGUGAUGAAUUAUUUGAAAGAGGAGUUGACUUAUUUGCAGUUGACAAUAAAGGCAAAACACCUCUUCAUUAUGCUGCUGCUUCUGGAUAUCGCUCAUUGUGCCAAUUUUUAUUAGGAAAAGGCUCAAAUCAUGCAUUGCCUGAUAAUAAUGGAAUUGUGCCAUUAGCAUAUGCAUUGCAAGGAAGCAAAAUAUUGACAUCAGAACAAAUGAUCUUGAUUUUCAGAGGAUAUGGGGCAUCCUUGUCUUUUACUUUCAGAGAAGACGGAAUUGAUCUGACCCCAAUUCUUCAUGCAAUCUCUCAGAAAGGCCCUCCGAGGUUAAUAACUUUUCUACUGCAAAAUGGAUGCUCUUUAACUGAAGUGGACAGCUUACUUCCACCUUUAAAUUAAAAUAAAAAAUCUUUUAAAGGUGGAGUCAAUUUUUGAUUAAAAAAAAAUUAUAAUAAAAUUUUUUUAAUUUUUAUAAAAAUAUUAAUUUAUCCUUUAAAAUAAAGUAAGAUAUAGAUAUAUUUUCGAUUCUACACAUUAGAAUAGGUAUCAUAUCUAUUGAGAUAGAAAUUUUUUUAUAUAAAAUUUUCCCAGUUUAAAAAGUUAAAUUUUACUUAUAUUUUUUCCAAUUUAACUUGGGAAUUAGGAAGGAAUGCAGUGAUGCUAGCUAUAAUCAACAAUGAUAUAAAAAUGGUAGAAGCACUAAUUAAAGAAGGCUCACUUGACAUAAACCAUUCUGAUAAGAAAGGACGAAACGCAGCCCACUAUGCUGUGCAGCCUUUAGAAUAUGGCUCUUAUGAAAAUAUAGAUAUACUAAAACUCCUUAUAAGCUCAAAGAUAAACGCAGGGAAAUUUGAUAAUGAAGGAUGGUCACCAUUCUGUCUGGCAGCUUUACAAAGGUCAAGAAGAAUGGCCAAGCUGCUUGAAGCCCACAGAUUCAAGGUUUCAGAGUACCCAGAACGAAGACUUUCUGUUUUUGAGCCCAGCAUGGAGGUGGACUAUGAAAAAGACGCUGAGUCAUAUCUACAAAAGCAGUCAGAGCUUGUUAAAGAAGAAAAAAUAAAGAGACUUCCAGACAACACACAGGACUUCCCUGACUAUUAUGAAGUGGUUGACGACUAUGACUUAUACAUGACCAAGGUAGAUCUUCAAUAUGGCCCUUACUCUCAAUAUCUUUUCUAUAGAAUGCAGUUAUUGCAUGACACAAAUAGAGAUAACUAUAUCAUUUUCACCAGAUGGGGAAGGAUUGGAGAAGUAGGAGCUUUCCAGAGGACGCCUUUUGCUGAUAGAAAUGAAGCAGAAACAGAGUUUAAAAAGAUUUUUAAGUCAAAAUCUGGCAAUGAGUGGAGAGAAGACUUUGUAAGAAUUAAAGGAAAAUAUGUAAAGGUUGAAUUCGCGAAAAAGAAAAUAAGUCAUAAGGACUUUAUUAAUGAUUUUGAUUUAGAAAGAGCUCCAAAUAGCAAUUUAGUUGAAGAGCUGCAAGUAGCGGUAAAGCAUUUUACAAAGAAUUCAAUAUAUAGAAGCUAUUUUGAUCAGUCAGGAAUUGAUGUCAACGUUCUCAACUUUUCUUCAAUAUCAAGAGAAACUAUUUUAGAAGCUGAAGAAAUUAUAAGGAAAAUUGCUGUUUUGGUUGGGGAGCUCAGAGAUUCUCAGGAUGUUGAUAAAAAUCUAGAUAUCAAACAAGAAAUUUCUGACUUAUCAAGCAGAUAUUAUGAAUUAAUACCAUCUCCUGGAUUUGAGCACACUGCAGUUAGCCCUAUUUUAGCCCCUUUAGAUGUUAAAGCCAAACUUGAUACUCUUGACAGCUUAAAAAACAUCCAAAUUGCAAGCAAAAUUAUUUUGGGUGCCAUUAACAGUCAGGAUUCUAUCAAUCCUCUUGACUAUACAUAUCUUGCCUUGAAUACAAGCUUAAACCUUGUAGACUCUAAAAGUCCAGAAUUUAACGUUAUUGAGAAAUAUAUGAAAGCAGGAAGAGGCGAUGAUACACAAAUUUUAGGCUUGUUCCAGGUAAAUAGAAGAGGUGAAGCUGAAAAAAUAGAAAAAUUCAAAAAUAUAGAGCAAAGAAAGCUAUUAUGGCAUGGAACUGGAUCAGCGAAUAUUAUUGGGAUUUUAACUCAAGGACUAAGAAUUGCUCCCCCUGAAGUGCCUAAUAUGGGCUGGAUGUUUGGAAAAGGUGUAUAUUUUGCAGACAUGUUUAUGAAAAGCUUGGGAUAUGCUCAUUCAGAAGCUGGAGAUACAAGCUUUUUCAUGCUUUUGUGUGAGGUUGUGCUUGGGAAGACUUAUGAUAGAUAUCAAUCUGAAUAUGUAGAGAAACUUCCUGAAGGGUUCCUUUCUACUCUUGGGAAAGGACAAGAAGGCCCAGACUGCACUCAGAGUAUCUAUUUACCAAAUGGUGUCGAAGUACCGCUUGGCCCUAUUAUUGAACAAGAAAAGCCUAAUAAUGAGCCAUACUGGAGUUUAAAUAUGAACGAAUAUAUCGUUUACAACACUGAUCAAAUAAGAAUCCGCUACCUGCUGCAUUUGAAAUCAGAGCAGCCAAUGUGGUAA